AUGAAUGAUCCUCCGAUAUUGAAUCACCCAAUACUCGGAGAGAUCGUGGUUCUCGGAAAAAUAGCAAGAGGUGGCUAUGCUUCUAUCUGGAAUGCAUAUUGCGUAGAAAUGAAGACACAUGUUUGCCUGAAAAUUGAUGAGAAGCGAAAAGCUGAAACAGAAAACGAGUUUAGAAUGAUGAAACUCCUUAACCAUCCUCUUACUUGCCAGUUUUAUGGUGAAUUCAAGUCAGGUGAUAAUGUAGGUGCUGUUCUAGAAUUUAUUGAAGGAAGUACAAUUCUUGACUUCAUUAAUAAGAACGGAGUAAUCAAAGAAAAUUAUGCUAGAUAUUUGUUUGCUGAACUUGUUUCAAUCAUACAACAUUUACAUUGCGAAUUAGGAAUGAUACAUCAGGAUUUAAAAUGCGAAAACAUCAUUAUAGAUACGCAUAAUAAUUUACAUCUUAUAGAUUUCGGUUUUGCGCAUUUAGAUUCCGAUAAUUUACCACUUUCAUAUAGUGGUUUUGGUACUCCAGGAUAUAUUCCUCCAGAAGUUAUUAAGGGCAACAGAUAUACAUUCAGCUCCGACAUUUUUAGCAUUGGAGUCCUUUUAUAUUCAAUGCUUGUCGGCAGAUUGCCUUUCUCAGGAACAAAUUCAGCCGAAAUUUUUCAUCAUACAGUUACAGAUCCAGUAAACUACCCAGAAACGAUAAGUGAUGACGUAAUAGAUCUUUUAGAUUCAUUAUUAGAUAAAGAUCCAAUAAAACGGCCAAACAUUUCUCAAAUUUUAUUACAUAAUUGGCUAAAUCCAAUUAUAAGAGGAAUCAAACUGAUUCCAAGCUUUGAAGGCCUCAGAAAACUUGACAAAUAUCCAGACGGAAAACUUGACCAAGAAGUUUUGAAUCUUUUCAAUGAUUAUGGAUAUAGCGUUGAAAAUCUACUCUACGAUAUUAAUCACCACAUAGAUACAAAACUUGUAGCAUAUUAUUUGUUUUUGAGAAAUAUUCAGAUUUCAAAUCAAUUAUCUAAUAUUCAGAUAACGCUAUUCAUUCAUCAAUCGAGCCACUCACCUAAAAGUACAAGAGAAGGACUUUCCAAGAGUACCCCUGGCUUUGAACAUCAAAAUCAAGCUAAAAUUGUCCAGCCAAAUUUAUCAUUGAAGAUUAAGAACCAAGCUCCACAGAUUAUACAGCCGAAUGCAGUUCGCAAGCCUAAUAUACCAAAAGCAAAGAAGUAA
Molecule: messenger RNA, 1215 nt
Organism: Trichomonas vaginalis G3
Lineage: Eukaryota; Parabasalia; Trichomonadida; Trichomonadidae
Product: protein serine/threonine kinase protein
Exons: 1
Coding region: 1-1215 (404 amino acids)
Biological process (GO): protein phosphorylation; intracellular signal transduction
Cellular component (GO): cytoplasm
Molecular function (GO): ATP binding; protein serine/threonine kinase activity
Source: RefSeq, a predicted model, not a curated record